AUGGCGAUGAAUCUGGAUCUUUCCAACGCGGCGGUGAUGAAGGAUGACCAAGGUCGGCCUUUCAUUGUCGUCAGGGAUCAGGGAAAGAAGAAGCGCCAGUACGGCAACGAGGCCGUCAAGUCACACAUUCUCGCCGCCCGGACGGUCGCAAACAUUGUCAAGUCCUCCCUAGGCCCCCGCGGCCUCGACAAGAUCCUCAUCUCCCCCGACGGCGAUAUCACGAUAACGAACGAUGGAGCGACCAUCCUGCAGCAGAUGGAGAUCUCGAACCAUGUCGCCAAACUCCUGGUAGAGCUGUCAAAGUCGCAAGAUGACGAGAUCGGUGACGGAACCACUGGUGUCGUCGUUCUGGCUGGCGCUCUCCUGGAGCAAGCUGCUGAGCUGAUCGACAAGGGAAUUCAUCCCAUCCGAAUUGCCGAUGGUUACGACCAGGCAUGCGACAUCGCUGUUGCCGAGCUCGACCGGAUCUCGGAUGUCAUCGAGUUCAGCAGGACAGAUACCAAAAACCUGAUGAAGGUUGCGCGCACCAGUCUAGGAAGCAAGAUCGUUUCCAAGGCUCACGACCAGUUUGCCAAGAUCGCCGUCGAUGCUGUUCUGUCCGUAGCGGAUCUGCAGCGCAAGGAUGUCGACUUUGAGCUCAUCAAGGUCGAUGGCAAGGUCGGCGGCUCGCUCGAGGAUACCAUUCUCGUGAACGGUGUCAUCAUCGACAAGGACUUCUCACACCCUCAGAUGCCUUCAGAAGUCCGGGACGCCAAGAUCGCCAUCCUGACCUGUGCUUUCGAGCCGCCAAAGCCCAAGACCAAGCACAGACUAGAUAUCACCUCGGUCGAGGAGUUCAAGAAGCUGCAGAACUACGAGAGGGAGAAGUUCAUCGAGAUGAUCGAGCAGAUCAAGGACACCGGCGCGAACCUGGCCAUCUGCCAGUGGGGUUUCGAUGACGAGGCCAACCACCUGCUGCUGCAGAACAAGCUGCCCGCUGUUCGGUGGGUCGGCGGCCCGGAGAUCGAGCUGAUUGCUAUCGCUACCAACGGUAGGAUAGUACCGCGGUUCGAGGACUUGAAGCCAGAGAAGCUGGGUACUGCGGGUAUCGUGCGGGAGAUGACCUUCGGUACGACGAGAGAAAAGAUGCUUGUCAUCGAGGAGUGCGCAAACACCCGGGCAGUGACUGUCUUUGUGCGCGGCAGCAACAAGAUGCUUAUCGACGAGGCCAAGCGCUCGCUCCACGACGCCCUCUGCGUCGUCCGCAACCUGGUGCGCGACAACCGCGUCGUGUACGGCGGCGGUGCCGCCGAGAUUGCCUGCAGCCUCGCCGUCGAGGACGCGGCCGUCAAGUCGCCCGGCCUGGAGCAGUACGCGAUGCGCGCCUUCGCCGAGGCCCUCGACUCGGUGCCCAUGGCGCUGGCCGAGAACAGCGGCCUGAACCCCAUCGCCACCCUCGCCGAGGUCAAGAGCCAGCAGGUCAAGACGCCCGAGGAGAGGGGCAGGCUCGGCGUGGACUGCAUGGGCCGCGGCUCCAACGACAUGAAGGACGCCUUUGUCAUCGACCCCCUCAUCGGCAAGAAGCAGCAGCUCAUGCUGGCCACGCAGCUUUGCAGGAUGGUGCUCAAGGUCAACAACGUUAUUGUGAGCGGCUCAGGGGACGAGGACUUCUAG
This is a messenger RNA of Thyridium curvatum, 1653 nucleotides long. RefSeq lists its product as uncharacterized. Bases 1 to 1653 code for a protein of 550 amino acids. Gene Ontology annotation, cellular component: chaperonin-containing T-complex. The transcript has 5 exons. Gene Ontology annotation, molecular function: ATP-dependent protein folding chaperone; ATP hydrolysis activity; ATP binding. Gene Ontology annotation, biological process: protein folding. Lineage: Eukaryota; Fungi; Ascomycota; Sordariomycetes; Thyridiales; Thyridiaceae. The record is from RefSeq and is a predicted model, not a curated record.